AUGCCAGUGGAUUAUGGAUUAGGUCCAGGCCCCGAGCCCAAGCAUAUCGACCGAAAGGGACUAUACGUCAGUCUUGACGACAGAAUCAAGUACUUGCAUGAGUUUCUUGAUUUCAACUCCGGUAAGAAUCGUCCCGUUCUGGGCAAUUCGGACGACUCAUCCUGUGCCGAAGCUAAUGCAUGUUGUAAACCAGCCGACGUCGAAGCACUCCAAAGUGGAUCCAAGUACCUCAAGCAACUCAUCCCUGCCGUUGUCAACCUUGUAUACAAGAAGCUCCUCCAAUAUGACAUUACCUCGCGUGCCUUCCAUACCGGAUCAACCGCCAUUGAGACGGAGCCCGAGCAAGACUAUCUACAUGAGGAGACCCCGCAGAUUCGGCGGCGCAAGAUGUUCCUCCGCUGGUACCUCAUCAAGCUAUGUCAGGAUCCUACCAGCAUGGACUUUUGGCGAUAUCUUAGCAAAGUCGGUAUGAUGCACAGCGGCCAGGGACGCUUGCAUCCUCUUAACAUUGAAUUCAUCCACAUCAACGCCUGCAUGGGCUACAUCCAAGAUAUUUUUAUAGAGGCACUCCUGUCCCACCCGCAGAUCUCCCUCCGGCGCAAGAUUGCGCUUCUCCGGGCAGUCAAUAAGAUUCUGUGUAUCCAGCUUGAUCUGUUCGCCAAAUGGCGGCUCCGCGACGGCGAAGAGUACGAGGAUGAAAUGUCUGUGUACAGCUUUGGAUCGGGCAAAGAAGGAUGUCUCGGAGACAAGACGAUUCUGGGAAGCAGUUCUAGUAGCUCUGCCGACGACGAUACGGCGAGCAUUGCUAGCGUGACGCCGUCCACACAUUCUGCCCAAACGACGCAGACGGCCCAGUUCGGUGCAUCGAGGGCAUCUGUGUGUCCCUUUGCGGACUUGGCACAAUCCUCAUCUAGUGAGACAAAGAUCUGGGCCAAUUGA
This is a messenger RNA of Penicillium canariense, 939 nucleotides long. RefSeq names its product protoglobin family protein. The coding region runs from base 1 to 939 and encodes 312 amino acids. The record is from RefSeq and is a predicted model, not a curated record. The transcript is spliced from 2 exons. Gene Ontology annotation, molecular function: heme binding; oxygen binding. Lineage: Eukaryota; Fungi; Ascomycota; Eurotiomycetes; Eurotiales; Aspergillaceae.